Messenger RNA from Ceratosolen solmsi marchali, 1983 nucleotides. It is a transcript of the gene eIF2A, whose product is annotated as eukaryotic translation initiation factor 2A. The record is from RefSeq and is a predicted model, not a curated record. Gene Ontology annotation, cellular component: cytosolic small ribosomal subunit. The coding region runs from base 117 to 1898 and encodes 593 amino acids. Gene Ontology annotation, molecular function: protein binding; translation initiation factor activity; tRNA binding. Gene Ontology annotation, biological process: translational initiation. The transcript is spliced from 12 exons. NCBI's taxonomy places the organism in Eukaryota, Metazoa, Arthropoda, Insecta, Hymenoptera, Agaonidae.
AGGGACUUGAAAGCAUUUCUUUUCGCAGUAGGUAAGGUUAGUCUAUUGGUUACAUCGAUAUACGUCGACCUAAGAGAAGUUAAAUUCGAGUCUUAUCGAUACUUAAAACACACCACAUGGCAACUACAGAGGAUAAAAUGGCGUUAAUCGUUCCCUGCGUUGCCAUUCGAGGUUCGACUGGCAUAAGUAUUACACAGGGCCCUCCAACUUAUGAACCAGUUUCGUUAUUUACUAAAGAUGAUAGUAAAGUAUGUAAAACAAUGGCAUUUAGCCCUAUGGGACGUUACUUUACAUGGGUCAAUGGAUCAUCGGUUAAAGUUGUUCUUUGUGAAACAUGGCAAGUUGUUGCUGAGAUUCAUCGAUGUAAAGUUCAAUCGGUUAAAUUUUCACCUCAAGAUACUUAUCUUAUGACAUGGGAACCUUUUAUUGUAUCUGCAAAUAAUUCUCAAGGUGGUCCUAAUCUUUUUUUUUGGAAUCCUGAAAAUGGAGAAUUAAUAAAAUGCUUUAUUCAUAAAAAACAAAUUGAUUGGGAACCACAAUGGUCCAUUGAUGAAAAAAUUUGUGGUCUCUUAGUUAACAAUGAUGUUGUCUUAUACGAAGAAUCAAAUUUUGACGAUGCAAAAGCAUUUAAUAAUAAAAUGAAUGUAGGUAAAAUUGCCAAGUUUAGCAUAGCUCCAGGAGCUGCUCCAUAUCACAUCGUUUGUCAUAUGCCUGGAAAAUCUGGACCAUCAUUUGGUAGAUUAUUUCGAUAUCCAAAGCUCCCUGCGAACCAACCAGUAGCAAAUAAGAGUUUUUUUCAAGAUGACAGAGUUGAUUUUUAUUGGAAUAAUCAAGGAACUAGCGUAUUAUUAUUGGCUAGUACUGAAGUUGAUAAUACAGGCGCCUCCUACUAUGGAAAACAAACCUUGCAUUAUCUUGAUACAAAAGGCGAAACUGCUCUGGUAACAUUGAGUAAAGAAGGUCCUAUUCAUGCAGUACAAUGGUCUCCCAAGCAAACCGAAUUUAUAGUUAUAUAUGGUCUAAUGCCAUCGAAAGCGACAAUAUAUAAUUUACAGUGUGAACCUGUAUUUGAAUUUGGUACCAAGCAUCGUAAUGCUAUUUAUUAUAACCCACAUGGCAACAUUGUCAUUUUGACUGGUUUUGGAAACUUGAGGGGAGAAAUUGAAUUAUGGGAUACGGUGAAUCGAAAAUUAAUUGCAACAUCGGAUGCCCCUGAUUCUACACUGUUAGAAUGGUCACCGGACGGUGAACAUUAUAUGACAGCGACCACUGCACCGAGAUUACGAAUGAGUAAUGGUUUCAAAAUUUGGCAUUAUACCGGUACUUUAUUAUAUGAACGACCUUGGAAUAAACAAGAAGAACUGUGGGAAGUUUUAUGGCAAAAAUUCCCUUCUGAUCUUUUUAAAGAAAAACCUAUAAAGUAUAAAGCAGUGGGGGGUAUUGCACCUAGUCAACCACAAGCAUCAAAGCAAGCAUAUCGACCACCUUCCGCCAGAGGAAAAACUAUUAAUUUUAAAUUACACGAUGAUGUAGAUGAUCCUAAGCCAUCAGAAUCAAUUCCGUCAAAGAAUUUCCUUAAAGUUAAGAAAAAACGUGAGGCUAAAAAGGCCAAGAAGGAACAGGAAGCUGCGUUAUCUCAGACACAAAGCGGUAAUGUAACAGCUAAUGGACAAACCAAUAGUAUUACAAAAGUCAGUAGUCCAACUACUUCAGCUAAUUAUGAUCUGACUAAUGAUCCAGAGAAGAACAAAAAAAUUAAAAAGAUCAAUAUUAAGUUAGAACAAAUAUCCAAGCUCAAGGAGCAGCAAGUAAUGGGCAAGCAGCUGGAAAUUAAUCAAUUGAAUAAAAUCAAGAAAGAAGCGGAAUUAAUCAAAGAACUAGAGGAAUUGAUUUUAUGAUGCUCGAUUCAGCAUAUAAUUUAUGUUGCUUUUUUAAACCUGAUAAAAGUGUAUCAGGAGAUUUUGAUAAAUCGGUAAUAUCUGA